AUGAUGUCCGAAGAAACGUCUCAAACAACUUCACACGACAUAAUACUCCCAUUCCACUUUUGGGAUGACGUUCCCUAUACUCGUGGAAUCUGUCUAAACGUGACCCUACGCUUCGAGGAAGUUCUAGAUACUAGGAAACUCCAUGAUUCGCUUGAGCGUCUCUUGGAAAUCGGAGAAUGGAGGAAGUUAGGAGCGCGGCUUCGCCAGAGUGAAUCUGGGAAAUUGGAAUACCAUCUCCCAUCGAAGUUUACUAGCGACCGACCAGGCUUCAUCUUCACCACGGCCAGCCAUGCAGAGCCUAUCUCUUCGCACCCUCUAGCCUCGCAAAUGCCAUCAACCCAAGAAACAAGCCAGAUCUCCGUACUAGGGUGCAUGUCAAGCUUCAAUUCGAUAACCAGGAACAAGGACACACCAAAUGGAAUCGAGAAAUACCUCUCCUCAGACAUCCCACAACUCUUCAUCCACGUCGUGACCUUCACAGACACGACCUUGAUAACAGUCACCUUCGUACAUACCUUAUUCGAUGGAAUGGGCCUAUCCUACUUCCUACAAGCCUGGACCGCAGUCCUCUCCGGAAACGAAGACCAAGUACCCCCAUUCCUUGGCUUCGACGAGGACAUAAUUGAGGCGAAAACAGAAAACGUCCCAGCCGAACACCACGUUCUCGCAAAAAAGACAUUCACCAAGUUCCAAAUGGCAGUCCUUGUACUCAUGCGCUGGUGGGAAAAUUACUGGUACCCCGAAACCCAAGAUAAAGUCAUCGCCAUCCCAAGUAUCCUCGUGAAGAAAAUGCGAGAAAAGGCUCUACUAGAGCUCAAAACUCAAUCGUCACAACAUUCACCCGAGGACAUCUUCAUCAGCGAGGGCGACGUCCUCCUCGCCUGGCUCUCCAAAUCCAUAGUCACAGCUCUUAACCCAGUCCCCUCAACCCCAAUCCUCAUAUCCAACGUCUUCGACACCCGCGCCGUUCUCAACAUCUCCCAAAAAGGCGCUUACACCGGCAACGCUACAAUCCCAGCCUGCACAUCCUUCACUGCGCAAUCUCUCACGCGAAAUCCUACAAGUAACAUAGCCCUACGCCUCCGGCACUCGCUGGACGAACAACGGAUCCCACCCCAGGUCUUCGCCAUGUCCUCCCUGCGCAAGAAAACACUUCGGGAAACGGGGUAUCUACCGAUAGUGGGCGAUCCGCGUCAGAUCUCGAUAACGUGCACGAAUUGGCAACGUGCGCGGUUUUUUGAACUCGAUUUUGCAGCGGCGAGGACUGAUGAGACGCUUACUGGGCCUGUUAGGCCGAGUUAUAUUAAUACUGCGGGGCCGACGCCGAUGGGGCCGAAUGUUGUGAGGAAUUUGGUGACUGUGACGGGGAGGGAUGGGGUUGGGAAUUGGUGGGUGCAGAUUCUAGCGAGGGCGAGUGCGUGGGGGAGAAUUGAGGAGGGGAUUCGAGAGUUAGGAGGAGAUAUUUAG
Molecule: messenger RNA, 1467 nt
Organism: Penicillium daleae
Lineage: Eukaryota; Fungi; Ascomycota; Eurotiomycetes; Eurotiales; Aspergillaceae
Exons: 2
Coding region: 1-1467 (488 amino acids)
Molecular function (GO): acyltransferase activity, transferring groups other than amino-acyl groups
Source: RefSeq, a predicted model, not a curated record